Messenger RNA from Symbiodinium sp. CCMP2456, 1194 nucleotides. NCBI's taxonomy places the organism in Eukaryota, Dinophyceae, Suessiales, Symbiodiniaceae. The record is from the annotation of a GenBank genome assembly.
AUGCCUUGUGGCACCUGGCUUCGGAUUGGCCAGUCUCCUCUGCGACUAUUGCGUCGGCAACGUUUUCCGGCGGCAGGGUUCUGGCAUGUUUCUGGAGAGCGCUUCUUCGCCAAUGCCCGUAGUGGCACACGGGCCUUCAAGAAGGUCCCGAAACUGCGCCGCGCCCAGUCUCUGAUCGGUGUUGGCCUGGGCGGCUCCGUUUUCCUCGCCGUGGCUUUCUCCAAAGCUGCUGCAAAGGCUGGCCGCGAAGAUGAAGCGAUUUGGGCGAGUCGGCGCGGGCCCCUUGCAUUGGAUGCGCAGAGAGCUAUCGAGUUCGCUCCUCUGAUACCCUGCAUUGGAUCGGGGCUGGUGGCGGUCGCCCUCUUCCGGGUUCCGGCCAACGUCCAUGAGCUCGUAGCUUUGCCUCUCUCCAUCCUUCUGGCCUUCCGGUUCCAGCUCUCCUAUGACCGCUGGUGGCAGUCGAGGCAGCAUGUCCAGGACGGGCUCUCCGGUGAUGUAAGCAUCAACGCGGUGGCCAUCGCCAUGUCCGCGGCAAACAACCAGGAUUCCAUGCAGCUUUCUUUGACAGGGAAGCUGAAAGGAGAAAUCGAGGAGAACGAGCGCCGACUCCUUGGGUUGCUGGAUGCUGCAUGUGCCAGCGUGGAAUUUAAGCUUUCCUGCGGCAAGCCACCUCACCCAGCGAACGACUCCCAUGUCUGGGAGCCCAUGGAUGCCCACCUGAAUCCUGAGGACGCCGCAGCAAUCGCCCGGGCGGCACACCCUGUGCUUUGGUGCUUCGAUUCCAUCUUCAGCACCAUCCAUCGGGGACAGAUGCUCGGGGCCUACUCUGCAGAGCUUGCCAGCGGGAUGUACGAGCGGGCCACUGCCAUGCUUACAGCCUUUCGGUUCUGCCAAAUGGUGCUGCAGCAGCAGUCGCCGGCACCGUUCAUGGUGCAUCUUCGAACCCUCCUCCUGGUGUUCUGUGUCAGUUUUCCUUUCACGAUCAUUGGCUAUGUGGGACCGUGGGGCCUCAUGCUAAUGCAGAUAGCUUUGAGCUUCAGCUUGCUGGGAAUCGAGUUUGUGAGCCGUCAGAUGGAACACCCAUUUGGUGAGGACGAAUCGGAUAUCCCACUGAAACAGGUAAUGGCCGGCACGCGUGGAUCGAUUCAGUUGAUUCUAUUGAAGCAUGAUCACGGGUCGCAGGACAUACUUUGA